CAAAGACCUUUUAUGUUGUGGAGUCAAUAAAUUUUAAUCAGACUGCAAGCUUAGAAUUUCCAGUGAUGUUAGAUUAUUUUGGUGAUAUCCAUAAAACUUGUGAUCAUUGUUAUUUGUUUUUCAAUUUCUCCUUGUCUGUUGGAAAGACCAGUGCGUAGAGCCAGGAGUAAAUUCUCUGUAAUCUAUAUGAAAGCAAGCUAAGCAGUCAAGCAAACAGGAGACUCGCCAUGGAAUUGAGUUUUCCAAUUUGUGCAUCUUAGUUAGGAUUUUCAAGGGCAAUCUCAACUUGAACAGAGUUGGCCAUGGAUAAGAGGGGGCAGAAAAAAACCUUCGUCAAAUCAUGCAGCCUAACUUUGAUUCUUCCUCUUCUAAUUUUCCAUUUAUCUGGACAGCCAAGAAGAAAAGUCUGCAAUAAAAAGAGAAAAAGAAAAGAAAAGUCUGCAAUGAAUAAUUUAAAGCCCCCCUUAGCCGAACACAAGUCACAGUUCAGUUAUCAAUAUGGUAGGUGUGAAGCUCUUCGGAUUGAGUCCAAGCCCAUUCAGCCAGCGGGUUAUCUGGGCACUAAAAACUAAAGUCGCCGUCAAUUUUGUUUUGAUCACUAAACCGAUGAUGAGUUUCUUCACGUAUGUUGGAGAGCAACAGGAAAAGGCAAUAAACGACAACCUCCAGACCUUGAGAAUCAUAGAAGAGCAUGGACUAGGAGAGCAAAAAUUUCUUAGUGGAGACAGAAUUGGACUUGUAGAUAUUGCCUUGGGAUGGAUCAUUCAUACAUUAGCAGCGAUGGAGGAGAUUGUUGGCGUCAAGUUUGUUCAAGCUGAUACAUUUCCUCUCUUGCAUGCGUGGAUGAAGAAUUUUAGGGAAAUUCCUGUAAUUAAAGACAAUCUCCCGAGUCAUGAUCAAAUCUUGGACUACUUCAAAGGAAGGAGAGAGAUGUUCGUCAAAUCACCUCAUGCUUGCCACCAUCACCAUUAGAUAAGACAGCUGCCAGCAAGUUGUUUACUCAGACAAUCACUUUCAAAAUCUUUGAUAUAUUGUAAUAAAGGCCAUAUUUGUUUCUUAAAA
Molecule: messenger RNA, 1062 nt
Organism: Populus trichocarpa (black cottonwood)
Lineage: Eukaryota; Viridiplantae; Streptophyta; Magnoliopsida; Malpighiales; Salicaceae
Product: glutathione transferase GST 23
Exons: 2
Coding region: 499-972 (157 amino acids)
Biological process (GO): glutathione metabolic process
Cellular component (GO): cytoplasm
Molecular function (GO): glutathione transferase activity
Source: RefSeq, a predicted model, not a curated record